This is a messenger RNA of Paramecium octaurelia, 367 nucleotides long. The record is from the annotation of a GenBank genome assembly. Lineage: Eukaryota; Ciliophora; Oligohymenophorea; Peniculida; Parameciidae.
AUGCGGGGAUUCUUUGCUUUUGCAAAAUAAUUCGUUAGCUUUUCAACUGUUCAAACUUAAUAAAUUAAGAUUGCAAUUAGAUUGUAAAAUACAAUAGCUAAAUUUUUAGAGUUAAUUAAUCUGUAAAUAGCUAAUUUAGAUUAUGCUCAACAUUGACUGCCUUAAGAUUAAACAAUUUAUAUGGACUGCAUUAAUCAUCCACUCUUGCUGAUUCUGAUGGAGGUAAAAGUAUGUUUAAAUUUAGAACUUGUAUUAGAUGCUGCUAUAUAACAGUUAUUAUCGUUGUCUCUUAAGGCCGAACUGAAUAAAAUACAUAAUUCCUGAUAUUUUUAUAUUAAUAUAAUCCAUGAAUAUUGUGGUGUAAUCA